CUUCAGCCAAACUCUGUCAUCAAAAUUCAGAAAAACAAUAUCUUAAUAAGAAAGUCAAGGCAUUCAUUUAAAGUCAGUUGUCAUAUGAACUUGCAAAAUUAUCCAAUGGAUAGGCAUAUAUGUCAUUACAAUAUUCGCACCUUUUCAGAGCCCAUAGAAAGAGUGAGUUUGUAUUGGAUUGAAAACAACUCGAGUCCGAUUGACUUUUUCGAUUCCCACCAAAACAAGAGUGUUAUCUAUAAGAAUGAAUUCACGCCAUCAUUAUUUGACAUAAAGAUUGGCAAUUAUGAGAGAAAUAUAAUCAAAUGGUUUAACGAGAACUACACGGUUUUGGACCUGGAGUUCAUAUUCGAGAGAACCAUAACUGCAAAUGUAUUAACGGUUUACAUUCCCAGCUCUUUGGUGGUGACCCUUUCGUGGAUACAAUUCUGGUUCGAUGUCGAAGCGGUUCCCGGAAGAAUGUCUUUGGGAAUCAUGUCGACCCUCACUAUAAUGACACAAAUCCUGACAAAUUACGAGAAGGCGGCCAAUCAUGUGACAGCUGUUGAUAUCUGGCUCCUGGUCUGUCUUAUUAUGGUAUUCCUGGCACUCAUGGAGUAUGCAUUCGCGUACACUAUAUCUCAUUACUACGACAUCGACGGUAAUAUCAAGGCUAAGAACUCAUUCAAGAAGAAUAUGAGUUUAAUAUUACGUGAAUUUCGCUCAAAUAAACUCAAAUCCAAUUUGAGUCAAAAAGCCGUCGAAGAAAAUAAUUUAUUCAAAAGAGUGACCGAAAAUGAAAACAAAGAAAAUUCUGACGACAGGAUCAGAUCUAUGCCCGAGUUGUCUGAAGUUCUUCAUUGUCUCAUUAAAUCGUUUAAUGAAAUGAAUAUUAAAUUAGAGGCCAAU
Oppiella nova is the source of this 888-nucleotide messenger RNA. The record is from the annotation of a GenBank genome assembly. NCBI's taxonomy places the organism in Eukaryota, Metazoa, Arthropoda, Arachnida, Sarcoptiformes, Oppiidae.